UCAAUAUUAGGGUCUUAAAGUCCAAAAAUUAAAAAAAAAAAAGAAAAAAGAAAAUUUUUAGGGGGUCUCUCUCCACGUUGUUAUCCAAACGGUUCUUUUCCGCGUCAGUUUCCUCUGCUUCUCUCUCUCUAAAUUCUAUCUCUCUGCUCCGAAAAAACAUGAAAUAUUCCAACGAAAAAAAAAUCAUAGUACAAAAUCAAACAAAUAAAACAAAGAAAAGGGUUUUUGAAAUUUUCGGUUGAUUCCGUACUUUACCUUCCAAGUUGCAAAAAACCGAAAGUUUCAAAUUCCAUACAAAUUUUCAUAAUAUUCAUACCUUUGAUUCCACCAUACCUUUCUCUUUCAGCUCUUUCUCAAUUCCGUUACAGAGAGCCAAAAAAAAGACCAAAUCUUGUUUCACAUUGCGUUUAGGAGCUGGAAUCGUAGCAAUUUCUGGGUCUUACUCUGUUUUUGCAUUUGGAGGCUGUGAUCAGAAGAAAAUCAUAUCAUAUGUACAAGAUUAUAGAGAUAUAUAUGUGGGUUUUCUAUGUUUUUAUAUAUAAUUCGAUGAGAUGAGAAAAAUUGUAUGUGAAUUGAACAGUGAAUUGGGAAGCAUUGGCAGCAAUGGACACGAGGAGAGUCCGUUCUGUGACUGUUUUCUUUGUUUUUGUUUUUGUUUUCGCGUUGGCCGCAGUGCGUUCGGAAGGCAACCGGAAAAUUUUAGGAACCCUUUUCGGCAAUGGAGUCCCUUGGAUUUCUCCAGAGCUAGACUCUGACACGGCAGAGCAGGCGUGGAUUCAUUGUAGGAAAGAAAUGGAGGACAGUACAGAAGCUGCUCAAGGUUUUGACUUCUAUCUUCCUGCCCAAGUGAAACAAACUCUUUCAGAUUGUUUAAGAAGAAAAAUUUUUCCAUUUCGCGCAUCUGGUAAAGUGGCGGACUCUAGGGCAUGGUUUGAAAAAUGCUUAGAGUUUCUAUUUGGUUGGUCUAAUGUUCCCCGUAGGUACCUUGUAAGCAAGUCACAUAUAGCAGGAAGUCCUGCUCCUGCUCCAGGUCCUUUAGCCGCAUCGCCUGCCUAUGCUCCAUCACCAUCCUAUCUGUCACCUGCCAGCUCACCAUCUCCAAUACCUGAGCCCCCCGCCGAGGGCCCACCUCCUCCACCAAAAGUUAAUCGUCCUCCACCACAUAAAAUCAAUCUUCCUCCACCAAGAUCACGUCCCCCUCCACUGAAUAAUGGUGACAACCAAAAAAAGUAUAUGAUCGUAGGUAUAGCUGCAGCUGCCGUGGUAUUACUUGUCCUUGUUGCUGUGCUCUUAUGUUGCUGUCUUAGGAGAAAGAGAAAUAAAGCUGGUCCUGAAGAAGGACAAAGAGAUGAGAAACCUCUUCUCAACAUUGGCCUAAACAAUGCGCCUGGACAAAAGAACUCAUCGGUUGUUAACAAUCUGUCUGUUGAUAGUAAUGCUUCUUCAUUGGUCCUAGCUCAAUCAUCUGGAGCUACUGGAAGUGUGUCUGGAACCGCUAAUGCACUGUUACCACCUCCUCCAGGAAAAACAGCUCCGCCACCGCUCCCCGGGCCACCUCCUCCGCCACCACCUAAACCUCCUGCUCCCAGACCUCCACCACCUCCAAGAGCUGUUCGCCCUCCACCAGUUCCACUAGCUAAAUCACCUCUUGGACCACAUCAUCGAGGACAUUCUUCUUCGGGUGGAGGAGAUGACCUAACCAGUGAAUCUGACAGCCACAAAACCAAGUUAAAGCCGUUCUUUUGGGACAAGGUUUCUGCCAACCCUGAUCAUUCAAUGGUUUGGCAUGAACUUAAAGCUGGGUCAUUUCAGGUUAAUGAGGAGAUGAUGGAAACUCUAUUCGGUUAUGCGUCAGCUGAAAAGAACAAGAAUGAACGUCGUCAGAAAGAUCCAUCAUCCUUUGAAAAUGUCCGCCAGUUUAUCCAGAUUAUAGAUCCUAAGAAGUCACAAAAUUUGGCAAUUCUUCUAAAAGCAUUGAAUGUGACAACCGAAGAAGUCUGUGAUGCACUUAAGGAAGGUGACUCUCUCUCUCCUGAGCUGGUUCAAACUUUGUUAAAGAUGGCACCAACAACAGAAGAAGAACUGAAGCUUAGGCUAUACAGCGGAGAUCUUUCUCAUCUUGGACCCGCUGAACGGUUCCUAAAAGUCAUGGUCGACAUCCCAUAUGCAUUUAAACGGAUGGAAUCAUUGUUGUUCAUUAGCUCUCUUCAGGAAGAUUUAUCUGCCAUUAAAGAGUCUUUCGAAACUUUGGAGAUAGCUUGCAAGGAGCUCAAAAACAGCCGACUUUUCCUGAAACUCUUAGAAGCGGUUCUCAAAACUGGCAAUCGCAUGAAUGAUGGUACUUUCCGUGGUGGUGCUCAAGCAUUCAAGCUUGACACACUCUUGAAAUUGUCUGAUGUUAAAGGGACAGAUGGCAAGACCACGCUCCUCCACUUUGUUGUUAAGGAGAUUAUUCGAUCAGAAGGAGUAAGAGCUGCACGUGCAGCAAGACAGAGCCAGAGCAUUUCCAGCGUAAAAACCGAGGAUUUUCUUGAGGAUUCUAAUCAAGAAUCUACAGAGUACUAUUGCAACCUCGGUCUUCAAGUAGUUUCUCGGUUAAGCAAUGAUCUAGAGAAUGUAAGAAAGGCAGCGGUUGUAGAUGGUGAUAAUCUCAUGACGACAGUGUCCAAAUUGGGUCACUCGCUAUUAAAAGCUAGAGAUUUCCUAAAUAACGAAAUGAAGGGUUUAGAAGAUGACAGUAAGUUUAAAGAUACUCUAGCAAAUUUUGUGAAGAAUACUGAAGUUGAGAUCACGUGGCUGCUAGAGGAAGAGAAGAGGAUAAUGGGUACGGUGAAGAGCACAGAAGAUUAUUUCCAUGGGAAUGCGGGAAAGGAUGAGGGCUUGCGGUUGUUUGUAAUUGUGCGUGAUUUCUUGAUAAUGUUGGAUAAGGAAUGUGUGGAGGUGAGAAAAUCAGCAGUGUUGCCUAACAGGACUCCCAAGAAAGAGACUCCCUCAGUGCCGCCUUCUUUGGAAAUUAAUCAGUCAAAUUUAGCCGAUGUUCGCCAACGAUUGUUUCCAGCAAUCAGGGAUCGUCGGGUGGAUGAUUCCAGUUCAGAUGAUGAGAGCUUAUCCCCGUAGCUCUGUGUUGAUAGAUACAGUUUCAGGUGGCUAUGAAGUCUCGGCAGAGGAUGGUCAGAAUUAUGUUGUCCUGCAAUAACACGUGAAGCUUCGAGUCCUCCUUUUGAAUUUUUUGUUAAAUGGAAAUUAUUUUGUUCCUGGAAGAGAAAAUAGUUCCAACUGAGGCAAGAGAGAGUCACUGUAGUUAUUGUCGUGCUCAUAGCCAGCACUUUGUAUCUAAAUGUAUUUUUAGUCUGUUUAUAUUGACCCUUUGUUUAUAACAGACCUAACUGUUUCCAUGAAAUUGUAUGGUUGUUUUUCGCCUUUUUAUAUUUGAUGAAUAUUUGAGCCUGUAAAGUAUGAAAACCAGAAAUUUUUUAGCAUGAACAUUCCUUU
This is a messenger RNA of Camellia sinensis, 3492 nucleotides long. NCBI's taxonomy places the organism in Eukaryota, Viridiplantae, Streptophyta, Magnoliopsida, Ericales, Theaceae. The record is from RefSeq and is a predicted model, not a curated record.